CUCAUCCCUCCCUCCGAGUCUCUCCCCCCCCUCCCUCCCUCUUUCUCUGUUGUUUGUGUCAAAUCGGUGACCACGUUAUUAGGUACACCAUCCCGCAGCACCCACCGUCAAAAUGCAAUCACUGCCGUUUCUUUGUACUUGCCUUUAUUGUGUUAUGACGUGAACAAUAUUGCACUUUUGAAUUAUGCAACGCUCCAAAGUGCUCAGUGCAACUUGUGCUGUUUAAUAAUCACAUGGUGAUUAUUUUAUACAUAGUACAUACAUUAUUAUGUUCAUAACUUGAGCGUUUGUGUGCUUAUUCCCAUGUCGUCUCAGUUAACUUUUUUUUUUUUUGUACGAAUGAUAAAUAAUAACAAUAACAUUUAAAUAUCACGAAGCACCAAGCAUGCAACAAUGGAAGACAAAGUGUGUUGUUGUGUUUUAGAAAUGUUUCCAGAUGAAUGUGGAAACGUAAUUUGAGCAUUAAUAAGCAUUAAGUAAGACAAACGUGUGUGUCAGCUGGGUAAUGGCCUUUUCAAAUAUACAUGCAAAUGCAUAUUUAUAAUGCAUUUUUAUGUGUGUAAUAUAACUGUAGUAUCAAAGCAAACGCUGAUUAUGGAUGCUUAUUGGGAUGUAAAAUGGUGGAAGUAUAAUUUUUUUUUUUUUUAGUAUAAUAUUAUCAUCUAUUUUUAAAAAUAGAAUUAUUUGAACUUGAAAUUAAUGCGUACGCAAUCGAUGAACUAACGGAAAUUAGCAUCAAUGUUACACUAUUCGUAAAGAGAAUUUAAAGUAUAUUUAAAUCCAAAAUGUUCAACCAACCCAUAUAUUGGCAAAUGUCUGCUAGCUUAGUGCUAACAUUUAAUGUGAAAUGUCAUAGACAGGCUAAUGGAAAUUUGCAUCAAUGUUACGGGAAUUAUAAACCAACAAAAGAGAAUGAAACGUAUAUUUAAACACCAAAAUUGGGCAGCCAAUGGGCACUCCCGCUCACCAGACCUCAGGAUAGGUCACCAGGGCGAAUGAUUGACAGGCCGCGAGGGCCGAGCGACCUCUGCAACCUUUCGGCGACCUUUGACGACCUUCAGAGCUACUGAUUAACGUACGGCUGGGCUCGGCCAACAUUUCCGGCGAAAAGGUUCGAUUGUUGCGUCGCUUCCCCGGACCGGACGCUGCAGAACCGACAAACGAGCGCGUGUGUGUGAUUGUGUGCCACUUGAGCAUUUCAACAUAAUUAGCAUGACCACAACCGCUUUGGUUCUCACAGAGUUGAACACUUUCCUCUUUUUUUUUUUUUUUUUUCAUUCCGCUUUUCUAAAUCAUCUCGUGAUUUGUUAUCAGCCAAUUGAGUGUGGAUAUCUUAGAAGCUGCGGCUAAUUGGCUCGCUAAUCUACUCGCUUUCAUCUACGCACGCACACACACACAAACACACACACACACUACUUGGUCCAGUUUGGAAGGAGAAAAAAAGUUUGAGAUCAUUUUGACCUUGCGGCAAAAGUUGUGCAGAUUUUUUUCAGCACUGUAUUGUAAAAUAUAAAAACAAAAACAAAUAUUGUUUUUGCUCUGAACUGCUCUAAAAUGCCACAAGAUGGCACCAAAGACAGGAAAAUCGUAAUUGGUGUUCUAAGAAGUAUGUCGAAGUGACACAUCGUCACUGCCAUCUGAAGAUCUUUGAAUGUUGGGGAGUGGCUAAGUUUAGCCUGGGUUGUUCAUAGAAGUUAUGGAGAGUCUCCGAUGCGUGUGUAUGUACACGUCCGCUUCCGGUGCAUUUAUUUAUUUUUUUUUAAAAGAAAAUAAUCAGUCAUCCAUUUUUUAGGGCUAACGUUGUAACAUGAGUUUGAAAUGUUUUAUGGUUGACACGCACGCAGCACACUCGUUAGUGCACACUGCCCCCUCGUGGGCAAUGUGUAAAACGCAAGCGCUACAUUGACAGUGACACCUCAAAUAACGUGAGUGAAGAAAACGUCAGCUUGCUGUGACAGAACAUGUCCAUUAGUUGUUUAUAAUAAAGUAAUAUCAGUGGUAGAAAGUAAACAAGUACAAAUACUUUGUUACUGUACUUGAGAAGUUUUUUCAGGUAUCUUUAUUUUACUUGAGUAUUGGUUUUCAUUGGGCUAAUUUAUAAAAAUGGGCGUAGUAUGUAAUCGACGGUAAAAAUAUUUGUUUUACUUUUUCAGAAUCUGUACUUUUUGACUUUUACUUUUUGUACUGGAGUUGAAUCAGUACUACUACUAGUCCUACUUUUACCAGUCUGUACUUCUACUUAAGUAGAGUGUGAGUACUUUAGCUACCUCUAAAAUUAAGCAUGACAGAGAGCUUUUUCGUGAUAUUAUUAUAUUACAUCUAUUGUGUGUGUGUGUGUGUGUGUGUUUGAGUAUAGAGUGAACCCCUCAUGCUCACGGUUCGGCACUCACGGAUCCACCUUCUCUGAUUCGCUGAUUUCUUUCAAAUAAUAAAUGUUUUUUUCUUUUUUCGGGGGAAAUCAACCCCGAAAACGCUUAUUAACGGUUUACACCCGCUUAUUCAAUAUUUUUUUUGGGGGGGGUUAGAAAAAAAAAAUUAGUUUUUUUUCCUCAAUGCAAUUGUAACGGCCGUCAAUUAUCUGCUGAUUUUUACUAUUUGCUGUCCCGAAUGGCAAAUAGCGAGGGUCCCAUGUUUGUGUGUCGUGUGUGUGUGUGUGUGUGUGACAAUGAUGGUCAACGUAAAGAUGACAAAGAUGUUUGUAAAGAUGACAUUGUCACAUGCCAUGUUGUAUAUUGCACUUUUGUUAUGAAGGCAAUAUUAACGUCUCAUUAUCGUCGAUGUUCUCGCUCUUCUUGUUUCUCCUCGUCUGCUGAUACGCGAUCGAGUUUCCUGCCUUGACGGCGAUUCAUCAAUUAUUUACUGGUUCCUGCUCAAGGUCACCCUCGCACCUCGCGCACACACACACACUGGUUCGAUUCACCAGUCUGACGCACUGCAUACACGAACGCGAAGAGCAGGACGACGACAAAAGCAAUCCGGGACGCCUCUGCUGCAGAUCCAAGAAGCCGCGAGCCAAGUCAACAAGUUCAGGUGAGACAAACACGUCCGUCCGUGCAUCUUCUCCAGCGUUUCUGCAUCCAUAAAUCGUGGCUUGUUCGCCAUUGGUGGCAAACGUACAACACGCCUUGUGUGCAAGUCGUCAGUAGAAAUAAAAAUACAAAAAAAAAAAAUACUAAUAAUAAAACUGGUAAAACUAGAAGUACUACUUGAACUUCAGUACAGACUCUUAAAUGUAAUGCAUUUGUUGUUAAAGUCUUUCGGUUUGUACCAUCCUAGGGCAAUACGCUUAGCUAACGUUGUGAACUGACCAACAAAAAACGUGAAAUUACCAAAUGAUAACAACAACAAACUACAUCUUACAUGUAUGUAUUUUAUUUUCCGGAUUAGAGAAUUUGCCAGAAGCUGGCAAAAGACACCACCAGUUGCCCUAAAUUGGGCCAUGGAUGGGGAAUAUCUUUCUUCUCCCAAUCUGCUGCCCAGGAAACAUGUUUUUGAAAUGUGGGAAGAAUAUCUACGGAAAUCAUGAUGAUCUCUCCUCGAUUUACUCAAAUAUUGACUUAGUGUGCAAUUUGGGCCUGUUAAAUUGGGGAGCCGGCUGAUGGAUAUACAGGUACUCGAAGCUCCUUUGGGGGUUCCAGAAGCUUGCUAGUGGGUCUGGAGGCCUUAUAAGGGCACAAGAAAGUUCUAGAAGCACUAGUAAAACGACUGAGGCACACACCCGAUGACCGCACACUAACGUGCCGCAACACAGCGGUCGGGAACCACUGCAUUAUGGGAUGGAGCCCCACCUCCAACGAGACAACCCCCGCUGUCGCCGCCGGGACUCCGCAGACGCCGCCGUCCUGCAGCGUGGACGAGUCGUACAAGUACGUGUUCUUGCCCGUGUGCUACUCGCUGACCUUUGUGUUCAGCCUGGCGCUCAAUUCGGUGGUGCUGCUGCGCUCAUGCCGCGGCCGGCGGCGGGCGGCCCGGAACGCGUCCGUCAUCUACAUGGUCAACCUGGCCGCCACGGACCUCAUGUACGGCCUCUCGCUGCCCUUCCUGGUGGCCAGCUACGUGCUCAGAGACCGCUGGAUGUUCGGGGACUUCAUGUGCCGACUGGUCCGCUUCCUCUUCUACUUCAACAUCUACGCGUCCAUCUUCUUCCUCACGUGCAUCUCCCUGCACAGAGAAUUUGCCAGAAGCUGGCAAAAGACACCACCAGUUGCCCUAAAUUGGGCCAUGGAUGGGGAAUAUCUUUCUUCUCCCAAUCUGCUGCCCAGGAAACAUGUUUUUGAAAUGUGGGAAGAAUAUCUACGGAAAUCAUGAUGAUCUC
This is a messenger RNA of Phyllopteryx taeniolatus (common seadragon), 4315 nucleotides long. RefSeq names its product P2Y purinoceptor 3-like. Bases 3772 to 4308 code for a protein of 178 amino acids. Gene Ontology annotation, cellular component: plasma membrane. Gene Ontology annotation, molecular function: G protein-coupled receptor activity. Gene Ontology annotation, biological process: G protein-coupled receptor signaling pathway. The record is from RefSeq and is a predicted model, not a curated record. The transcript is spliced from 2 exons. Lineage: Eukaryota; Metazoa; Chordata; Actinopteri; Syngnathiformes; Syngnathidae.